AUGGAGAUGCCACGCCGAGACAUCGACCACGUCAGACUACCCAUGCUUCUGCAUGACCGUCGCCGUAGCCGCAACACAAGGGAACGAAUCAGAUGGAUAAAAUCUGAGGAGCAAAAGUAUGAACCUGAGCUUAUCAAGAAGAUUGUUAAGGAAGCCUCUGCUAAAUUGCCUCCAAUCCCUCUACCAAUCAAACACAUAGUUGGACUUGAUUCCCGCUUUGAACAGGAAGUGGAACCACAUUUAGAUACCAAGUCUCUUGAUACCGUUUGCAUGCUGGAAAUUUAUGGAGCUGGUGGAAUAGGCAAGACCACAUUUGCCUUGAAUAUCUAUAACAAGAUCAGACAUCAAUUUGAAGCUUCAAGUUUUCUUGCUGAUGUCAGAGAAAAAUCUAGCAAAAGAAAAGGCCUUGAAGAUCUUCAAAAGACCCUUAUGUCAGAGAUGGGUGAGGAGACAGAAGCAAUGAUGGGGAGCACUUUUAACGGAGAUUUUGAAAUCAAACGCAAGCUUAGCAACAAAAGGGUUCUUCUAGUUCUGGAUGAUGUUGAUAAAAUAGAACAAUUGGAAGCACUAGCUGGAGGAGGUGAUUGGUUUGGUUCUGGUAGCAGGAUCAUCAUAACAACAAGAGAUACAACAAUGGUGGAUAAGCAUAAGAUGGAUGGUGUUGACAUGAAAAAAUAUAAAAUGGGUGAGUUAAAUGGUGAUGACUCUCUUGAACUCUUUUGUUUGCAUGCCUUUAACUAG
Lotus japonicus is the source of this 741-nucleotide messenger RNA. RefSeq names its product disease resistance-like protein DSC1. Bases 1 to 741 code for a protein of 246 amino acids. Gene Ontology annotation, molecular function: ADP binding. The record is from RefSeq and is a predicted model, not a curated record. Gene Ontology annotation, biological process: defense response. The transcript has 2 exons. Lineage: Eukaryota; Viridiplantae; Streptophyta; Magnoliopsida; Fabales; Fabaceae.